Molecule: messenger RNA, 972 nt
Organism: Bubalus bubalis (water buffalo)
Lineage: Eukaryota; Metazoa; Chordata; Mammalia; Artiodactyla; Bovidae
Product: olfactory receptor 10Q1-like
Biological process (GO): G protein-coupled receptor signaling pathway
Cellular component (GO): membrane
Molecular function (GO): G protein-coupled receptor activity; olfactory receptor activity
Source: RefSeq, a predicted model, not a curated record
AUGUCCUGGGGAAACCGCUCAUUGUGGAUGGAAUUCGUGUUCCUGGCCUAUCCUUCCCAGUCAGAGCCGCACGUCUUGUCCUUCCUUGGGGUCAGCCUGGUUUAUACAUGGGUCAUCGUGGGGAAUGUCCUCAUCGUGGCGGCCAUCCAGACCGAAGCCCGCCUCCACACGCCCAUGUGCUAUUUCCUGGGCAGCCUCUCGGGAGUAGAAAUCGGCUACACUGCUCGGGUGGCCCACCUCCUGGCCAACAUCCUACGGUCGGAGAAGACCAUCACCCUGCUGGGCUGUGCUACUCAGAUGGGCCUCUUCAUGGGACUGGGCAGUGCCGACUGCUUCCUCUUGGCUUCCAUCACUGACUGCUUCCUCUUGGCGGUCAUGGCCUAUGACCGCUACGUGGCCAUCCGCCACCCGCUGCAUUACAUGCUCAUCAUGACCCGGAAGCUCUGCGUCCGGAUGGUGGGCUGUGCCGUGGGCCUGGCCUCCCUCCUCUCCCUGCAGCUCACCAUCCUCAUCUUCACCCUGCCCUUCUGUGGGCACCGCAGCGAAAUCAACCACUUCCUUUGCGACGUGCCCCCAGUCCUGCGGCUGGCCUGCGCAGACAUCCGCGUGCACCAGGCCGUGCUCUACGCCGUGGGCAGCCUCGUGCUGACCGUGCCCUUCGUCCUCAUUUCCGUCUCCUACGUGCUCAUCGGCUCGGCCAUCGUGCGCAUCCGCUCUGCAGAGGGCCGCUGCAGGGCCUUCUCCACCUGCUCCUCUCACCUCGCUGUGGUCCUGCUGCAGUACGGCUGCUGCAGCCUGGUCUACCUGCGCCCCCGGUCCAGCACCUCGGAGGAUGAGGACCGCCGAAUCGCCCUGAUCUACACCUUCAUCACCCCCUUACUCAACCCCCUGAUUUACACUCUGCGCAACAAGGAUGUCAAAGGUGCUCUGAAGAAUGCCUUCGUCAGUAAAGCAGCCUCAGACAACACUUGA